This is a messenger RNA of Lottia gigantea (owl limpet), 1734 nucleotides long. RefSeq lists its product as hypothetical. The transcript has 10 exons. Gene Ontology annotation, molecular function: protein binding. NCBI's taxonomy places the organism in Eukaryota, Metazoa, Mollusca, Gastropoda, Lottiidae. The coding region runs from base 1 to 1734 and encodes 577 amino acids. The record is from RefSeq and is a predicted model, not a curated record.
AUGGAUGUAAGACCAAAGAUUAUCUCUGGAAGAGAAAGACCAGCUUAUAAACAUCCUCAACAUACACAGAAAGCAUUUGAUUGUUUAAAUCAAAUGAGAAAGUGUAGUUUAUUAUGUGAUGUUAUAUUGGUAGCUGAUGUUGUAGAGAUUUCAGCUCAUAAAGCAGUUUUGUCAUCAUGCAGUCAGUAUUUCUAUGCUAUGUUUACUGGAGAGAUGUUUGAAUCAAAAGCUGAAAGAAUUACCUUACAAGAAAUAGAUGCUAAAGCCUUAUCAUUAUUAGUAGAUUUUGUUUAUACGUCUGAAAUACAUGUAACAGAAGAAAAUGUCCAAACAUUAUUACCAGCAGCCAACAUUCUACAGUUAACAGAAGUAAGAGAUGCAUGUUGUGAAUUCCUUCAAGCUCAGUUACAUCCCUCAAAUUGUCUUGGUAUUAGAGAUUUUGCUGAUGUUCAUGCCUGCUCUGAAUUGUUUAAUUAUGCUCAAACCUACUCUGAACAACAUUUCACUGAGGUUGUUCAUUAUGAUGAAUUUUUAUCAUUAAAUGAAAAUCAGAUGAAGAAAUUAAUAUCUAGUGAUAGAUUAACAGUAACAUCUGAAGAACAGGUAUUUGAAGGUGUAAUGUCGUGGAUACAACAUGAUAUUGGUAGUAGAAAAGAUAUUAUAUCACAACUAAUAGAACAUGUUAGAUUACCUCUAAUGUCUCAAGAUUAUUUAGUACAACGAGUAGAAGAAGAACCAUUAGUUAAAUCUAAUACUAUCUGUAAAGAUUUUCUUAUAGAAGCUAUGAAGUUUCAUUUACUUAAAGCUGAUCAAAAAGUCUCAUUUAAAACACCCAGAACUCAACCUAGAAACCCCAUAGGCUUACCAAAAGUAUUAUUAAUGAUAGGUGGACAAGCACCUAAAGCUAUAAGAAGUGUAGAAUGUUAUGAUUUUCAAGAAGAACGAUGGUAUCAGUUAGCUGAGAUGCCUACUAGAAGAUGUCGUUGUGGUGUAGCAGUAUUAAAUGGAUCAGUCUAUGCUGUAGGUGGGUUUAAUGGAUCAUUGCGAGUAAGAACUGUAGAUGUAUAUGAUCCAUUAAAAGAUACAUGGACAGCUUGUCCUAGUAUGGAAGCUAGAAGAAGUACAUUAGGAGUAGCUGUAUUAAAUAAUCUUAUUUAUGCUGUUGGAGGUUUUGAUGGUUCUACAGGUCUAGAUAGUGCUGAAUAUUUUGAUGUUAGAACAGGAGAAUGGAAGAUGAUGCCGUCUAUGAGUGUAAGAAGAAGUAGUGUAGGCGUGGGGGUAGUAGGAGGGUUUCUAUAUGCUGUCGGGGGAUAUGAUGGGGCCAGUAGACAAUGUCUAAGUUCUGUAGAAUGUUAUAAUAUACUAGCUGAUGUAUGGAUACUUGUAGCAGAAAUGUCAUGUAGAAGAAGUGGAGCAGGCGUUGGUGUUGUUGAUGGGUUAUUGUAUGCUGUUGGAGGACAUGAUGGACCUUUAGUUAGAAAGAGUGUAGAGGUAUAUAAUCCAGAAUGUAAUACAUGGACUCCUGUAGCUGAUAUGCAUCUUUGUCGACGAAAUGCAGGAGUUGUAGCUAACAAUGGAUUAUUAUAUGUUGUGGGAGGUGAUGAUGGAUCCAGUAAUUUAGGAUCAGUAGAAGUAUAUGACAGUAAAUCUGAUACAUGGACAUUAUUAUCAUCUAGCAUGAUGACAGGACGAAGUUAUGCUGGUGUCACUGUCAUAGAUAAACCAGUUUUAUAG